GCCAAAACGUCCAUCCAUUUCCCUCGCCCACCAGAAGCCGCCAGUGGGAGGCCGAAGCCUCCCCUGACGCCAAGUCGCGCAGGCUUCUGCUCGACGAAAUGGAACAUCGACAGUUUCGUUGCCAGACCACUGGCUGCGGCAGGUCCUUUACGCGGAAGGAGCAUUUGACUCGUCACGAGCGUAGUCAUAACGCAGCAAAUCUUCAGACAUGUCAUGUCUGCCACCGGAAGUUCAAUCGAAGCGACAGCCUCUUACGCCAUCUUGCCAAACAUGGCAACGUAUUUAAGCCGAAUCCUUCUGGAAGAAGCAAGAGGGCAUGCAUCGUGUGCCACGCCAGCAAGACAAAGUGUGACGGAAAUGAGAAGUGUUCAACCUGCCUCAAGAAAGGACUCGAAUGCAAGUAUAGAACUCAAGAUGAGGUUCAGCGGUCGGCCUCGUCUGUAGAGCCGGGAGAUCAGAUGGCCUGGCAAGGAUCGACUUCUUCGGGGUCCUCCGCAAAGGAGCAGGAGCCAUCCGACGCGUCAAAUGCCAACACAGAGGGCCUUAGGAACUCCGCCCGGCUCCCACCAGGAUCUAGUGAGCCUCUAAUGGGAGUAUUAGCCGAUAACAGCACCCAGCAAGCUUUAUCUCUUACGAGCUCUUCUCUUUUUCGGGCACCCAACGUCAACGGCUUAGUUGACUGGUCAGCGGUGAAGAACCGAAAUGACUCGAACGAUCGAAAUGACUCCCAAGUCCUGGACCCGGAGCUCGAGGUCCCGCUAGAUACGGAGUCGGAAAAAUACUUGGAGCUUUAUUACAUUCAUUUCCAUCACAGAUGGCCACUAAUUCAUCGUUCUUCACUUGAAGCGGAGACUCCUGUCACGAUCAUGUUAUCAUCCAUGAUAAUGAUCGGAGCUUGGUUGGAGGGGAGUCGUGAAGCGAAGAAGCGUGCUCUCGAUUCACAUGAGAAGUUGGUCAGCGGGAUCACAUCUCAGUUGUCCAAAGUUACAGCGAAAGACAAAUUUCAACAUUCAUUAUCAGCUUGUUUAUGCCAAUCAGCGCUACUCAACAUCGUCUUCGGUUUAUAUACCGGUCGUGAGGCGGUACUAUCUCGGGUAAUGAUGCUGCGAAAUCUACUUGUAGCGGUUCUUCGAGAUGUUGGAUUCUUCGAUCCGGAUACUGUCUGGGUUGAUGAAAAGCCGGGGAUUUUUCUUCCUUUCAAGCUUGUAAAGAUAAAUCAGAGAAUGAGGUUAUCUGCCUAUCUCUUCAAGAUCGACACGUGUCUCAGCCUAGUCCGCAAUCAACCAGCAGUGUUGAUGCCAGAAGAACUGCACUAUGGUCUUCAACAAACUUAUUCACUCUGGAACGCGGAUGGGCUACCAGUAUGGGAGAGUCGACAAGCAAAUGAGCCUAUAUUUCGGUGUGACAAAUCGCUCCACAGCAUGAUCCACGAAAGCGCCUCGGAUUCGGUAAUAUUCAGGGAAUAUCCAAUAUUGAUUGAGGAUAUUCAAUUUUAUAUCUGCGCAAUACAGCCCAGUAUUUGGAAGGUCUCGGAUCACCGUGAAUACUCCCGCGACUGCGAAAUCAGCAUUGUCCUUCAAAAAGACACUCAACGAAGACACCUCGAGUCCUUAAGGGAAAUACUCGAUCGAAUUGCAAACCAAAACUCUGACAGUGCGGAAUUUGGUCAAGAACAGUGCUUGCCGUUUCGUCAUUAUUUUGGCUAUGAAGACCGAUCUCGGCCAGGAUGGCAGAACGUUGUUACAGCACGUGUCAAAGAUCUCCUUUUUGAUACAUUUAUGCUAUAUAACAUGUUCAGUCUUCAUUUGUACGCCGAGAUUGGCCGAAUCACUAAACUUGCAAAUGAUCAGUCUUUGGAUCCACUUAGAGAAGCUUCUCAGCGACAUUGUGAAGCCAGAGAACAGCGUCAAGCACACAUCAAAAAAUGGGUUGAAACCCCUACAGCGAGGCAAGCACUGUGCCAUGCCGUGGCAAUCCUUCACGCUCACCAAAAUUCGAGCCCAGAUCUCCAGGAGAAUAGGACGAUUAAGAAAUAUACCUUGGAUCCGAUGGCAUACGCAGCCUUGUCUGUGGCUGCACUUGUGGUAUGGGCAUAUUCAACAUUCAACAAGCUUGGCUGUGAAGCUUGCUUCCUUGGAUCACGUAUGCAUCAAUUACAUGUUGUUGAACUCACGGAUUGGACUACAUCAUGUCCCCAGCUAGAAAGGGAGAAAGAAACAUGGCUCGAGAUGGGUGCUGCCUUUCCAGUUCAACUUCAUGGCAUUGAGCUGUGCGAAUGCAAUGCCGACUUGUUGACAAAUCUCUUUACAAUCUAUCUGCCACCUGAUUGGGAAUUAGCGAAUAGAAUUGCGCCUGGCCUUUUUCACCAAAAAGAAAUCGCACAAGCUUCAUGAUAGUGUCGGUCUGGCGAUAGGUCGGUGACCCUGGACAACUCAUCGCUCUCGUCUUUCAACAUCGGAAAUU
Hyaloscypha bicolor E is the source of this 2463-nucleotide messenger RNA. RefSeq lists its product as uncharacterized. The record is from RefSeq and is a predicted model, not a curated record. NCBI's taxonomy places the organism in Eukaryota, Fungi, Ascomycota, Leotiomycetes, Helotiales, Hyaloscyphaceae. Gene Ontology annotation, biological process: regulation of transcription by RNA polymerase II; DNA-templated transcription. Gene Ontology annotation, cellular component: chromatin. Gene Ontology annotation, molecular function: zinc ion binding; DNA-binding transcription factor activity, RNA polymerase II-specific; RNA polymerase II cis-regulatory region sequence-specific DNA binding. The coding region runs from base 99 to 2393 and encodes 764 amino acids. The transcript is spliced from 5 exons.